UGAUGCCAACCAAUUCGAUCAACCAUUUUGGAUGGAAUCAAAAGGAAUGCGCAAAAUAGUUUUUGUGACUGGUAAUGUAAAGAAACUUGAAGAAGUCCAGGCAAUUCUCGGAACAACAGUUGAGCUAGUUCAUUAUAAACUCGAUUUGACCGAGAUACAGGGUACAAGCCGUGAAGUUUCUGCAGAUAAAUGCCGACGCGCCUCUAUUGAGCUAAAUGGACCUGCUAUAACUGAGGAUACUUGCCUUUGUUUUAACGCCUUGGAAGGACUUCCAGGACCAUAUAUAAAAUGGUUUUUAGAUAAAUUAGGUCACCAUGAUUUAAUUCCUAAACAAUCAUCAUAUUGUUUAACCAAAAUGUUAUCUGGCUUUGAAGAUAAAACAGCAUAUGCUUUGUGUACUUUUGCGUAUUCCGCUAAGCCCGGCACCGAGCCAGUAUUAUUUGAAGGGCGUACAAACGGAAAGAUCGUACCGCCACGUGGCGCAACUAAUUUUGGAUGGGAUCCAAUUUUUCAACCUGACGGAUUUGAUCAAAC
This is a messenger RNA of Racocetra persica, 534 nucleotides long. NCBI's taxonomy places the organism in Eukaryota, Fungi, Glomeromycota, Glomeromycetes, Diversisporales, Gigasporaceae. The record is from the annotation of a GenBank genome assembly.